AUGUGCCGGAUGUCCCGCUGUACGCUCCUUGUUUUGUGCCACUUGGCCCACCUGGCCCACGUGGCUGCCAUGCGGGAAUUGUAUGAUGUGGUUACCAUGGACGACACCAUGGUGUGCGAGUGCAAAGAGGUGAACUCCGUGACGGAUUGCCCGGACUACAAGAUCAAGAAAGACGGCUUCCCGCCCGGCUUCCCUCGUUACUAUCAUGAGAAGGAUCCUAGUAUCGAAGAGUCUGCGUUUGGGAGAGCCAUGGCUGACUUUGAUAAUCUCCAAAUGAGCCCCAAAAAUCCAAGGUGCAUCCGCGCCCCCAAAAAGGAGAUGACCAUUCAGUCGACCUAUGUCGACCUAUGGAAUCGCCAAUUCAUCACAGAGCGAUGCUUGGAAGAAACACGACCGCUGCAGACACGCGGUUGUUGCAGCCUGGUGGGCUCCACCGAGGUCUACGGGGGCGCGUUCCAACUUUUCCUGAGAUCUGCAAAAGUCUAUAGCAUGGCCCACCCGAAGAUGUUACCAAGCGGAAACCCGACCUGGAAGGACUACGAGAAAAAGUCCAAGGUCUUCAUGGAGCCCGAGGGCAUUUAUUUCGCCAAAAUUGCUGGUGGGAAAACCAUUCUGCCCAAGGAACUCCUGCCAGAGAUGGAAGGCAUCAAGAAGCUCAUGAAAAAAGACGGAGAUCUCCAGUGUGAAGAGGAUUUGGCACAAGUACAGUCUUUACAGGCGCAUCACGGCACAGCACGCUUUCCGAAGUCUUGA
This is a messenger RNA of Cladocopium goreaui, 753 nucleotides long. NCBI's taxonomy places the organism in Eukaryota, Dinophyceae, Suessiales, Symbiodiniaceae. The record is from the annotation of a GenBank genome assembly.